Messenger RNA from Moesziomyces antarcticus, 2766 nucleotides. RefSeq lists its product as uncharacterized. The transcript is spliced from 3 exons. Gene Ontology annotation, molecular function: sequence-specific DNA binding; DNA-binding transcription factor activity. NCBI's taxonomy places the organism in Eukaryota, Fungi, Basidiomycota, Ustilaginomycetes, Ustilaginales, Ustilaginaceae. The record is from RefSeq and is a predicted model, not a curated record. The coding region runs from base 1 to 2766 and encodes 921 amino acids. Gene Ontology annotation, biological process: regulation of DNA-templated transcription.
AUGAGGAGAGCGCUUGACCUGCCCGAUGCAGGUUGGCUCUUUACGCCCGAUGCGCUCAAAUGCAGACUGCGCCCGCCUGCCGCUGCUGUGCCUCGACUCGAGCGCAAUCGCAAUCGACUCGCUCGCCUCGCUGAGCUCCCCCGCCUUGGGGCCCUGAAUUGCUGGAGCAACGACCGACCAACCGAGCGAGACCGCGGCAGGCGCGCGGCGGUGCGGCGGUGCAGUGGUGUAGACAAGCUCGCUGCUGCUGCUGCUGCUGCUGCUGCUGCUGCUGCUGCUGCCGCUCCACGGCGCGCGCUCCAGCCAGGUCUCGCUCGCAGCCUCGCCUCGCGCUGCCGCCCAUCUCGCCAUGCAGCGCUAUCCCCGCGUCUCGAGCUCGCUCUCGGCGCCCGUUCGCGGUCGAUCGCCCCUGGCUCUCGUGCCUUGCCUCGCCUCGCCUCGCCUCGCUCCUGGUGGCUCUCUCUCGAGAUACGACGCUUAGCUGUCCUCCCCCACUUUCUUGAACCUGCUCUCACGAUCACCAACUCUCUUACCGUCCGUUCCUCGCUCGCCGCUGCAUCUGGUCUCUCUAGCUGCUCCCAUCGCAUUCAAAGCUCCAACCUCCGUCUCAAUUCGUCUCAACUACAUCUGCGCAAUCCACAAACCGCAACAGAGCUGUUCGCAAGUGCUCCGAUCACAAGUCCGAGCUCAAGGGAGAUGGACAUGCAUGCCACCAUGUCUGCCUAUCAGGGUUCCGGUGCCAACAGCCCUGCCAUCGGCCACGGCCCCACCCAUCAGUUCUCCAACCCCAUCCCCGGAACCUCGCUCACCGCACCAGCCUCGCCAUCCGGCGCCUACACCGCCUCGGCACUCGCCUAUGCCAACGCCCAGCUCUCGCAGUAUGCCGCCACGGGCGGUGCCGCUGCCAUCCCCGCCCACCUCAAUCCGCAUGCGUUGAGCUCCGCCCUCUCCGACUACUCGAUCAGCCUGCCCAACUCGGCCGCCUCGUCGCCCGGCGCCACGCCGCGUCGUCUGCCCGGCACAGGCACCUCCACACCGGGCGGAAACUCGCGCGUCGCCGCCAGCGCCAUCACCGGCAAGCGUCUCAACUGGAGCGAGAUGAUCUGCCAGACCAUCGCAGAGAGCGAGAGCGGUCGCCUCGUCAUCCAGGAUCUCUUCGAGGGCAUGUGCGCCAAGUUCCCCGAGAUCCGCGAGUGGGCCUUUGGCAAGGACUGGGAGGCGCGCGUCAAGAACCGCAUCAAGUCGACGCUCUCCAUCAAGGGCAACCUCUUUGUCAAGGUGCCCAGGCCCAGCAGCGCUGCCGGCAAGGGCAGCUGGUGGACGCUCAGUCCCGAAGCCCAAGAGGCGUGGAAGACAGGCCGCGUGGCCAAUGUGGUGAAGAACAACGCCCACAGCCGCGCCGGCAGCGCCGGCCCGAGCUCCAUCCACGGCUCGCCCGUGCGCACCGUCAGCUCCAAGUUUGGCCCGGCCUCGCACGCGGCGAACCCACCUUACCUCAUUCAGAACUCGCAUACGCACCAGAACCACAGCCAGCGCACCUCGCCGCUUGGUCUCGGCCUCAACCAGACCGCGCAGUACCACUCUCCGCUCGCCAACAACUUUAAUUUCGGCGACUCGAUGUCCAUGAUGCCCAACAGCGCGUCGCAGCCCAGCGCCCUGCCCAGCAAUCUGGCGCUUGGCGGUGGAAACGACGAUGCCAACCUCAGCCUUGGUCAGCCACAGCAGCAGCAGCAACAACAACAACAGCAGCAGCAGCCUGUCAGCUCGCAGUCCAUGCAGGACCAGGCACAGAGCGCGCAAGCCACCAUGGCGCAGAACUUUGCCAACCUGGGUUUCAUGCAGGCCAAUGCACCGCAGCCGCUCGGCUCGGCACAGAGCGUGCCCCACCUCGGCGGUCCGCAGUCGAUGCCCUUCCCUGCGCAGGGUCAAGACCUGUCCGCCGCCAACUUGGCAGCGUUUGCCAACUUUACCAACACCGACUAUUCGGCGCUAUUUGCAGGCAUCCCCGGCUUUGACGCCAGUGCGUUUGCCAAUGCGACGAAUGGCAACAACAACAACGGCCAAGUCAAUCUGGGAAUGGGCGCGUACAACAUGGAGCAGAACAAUCACCCAUUCGGCGGCAGUCUGCCUGGCGCGUACACGCUGCUCCAGAAUCAGCAGCAACAGCAGCAGCAGCAGCAGCCUCAGCAACAGCAGCAGCAGGCUCAAGGCGGCAACAACAACAACAACAACAACAUGAUGUACCCGGGUUUCGGCGCUGGCAUGUACGCGAAUCUGCAGCAAGGCUCGCAGCCGAUGGGCGGAGGGCAGCCGCAACGGCAGGACGCCGACCAGAGCCAAGCGCAGAACAACUCGUCGCAGCAGUCUCAGCAGCAGCAGCAGCAAGGGCAGCCUGCAUCGCAGCCGCAGCAGCCCCAGCAACAACAACAACAACAACAACAACAACAACAACAACAACAACAGCAACAGCAAGGGCAGCAGGCUGGCCAGAACAACAACACCAACGGCGGCGGCGGGAUGGCCUCGGGCUUCACAGGCAACUUUGCGGGCUCGAGUCCUUUCGCGCCGAGUAACGGGCUCGAGGGGCCGUCGCCUGCGGACUCGACGUGGUUUUCGUUUACGCCGCUGGUGCAGGCGACGCCCGACGCCAACGACACCUCGUCGGCGCUCGGUCAGCUCGGCGGGGAAGGCUCGCGCAAGCGUCGCACCUCGGACACUCUGCGCGACCUGAACGACUUUCAGCUGCCACCACCCCAGUCCUCAUAG